Salvelinus sp. IW2-2015 is the source of this 1618-nucleotide messenger RNA. Its product is annotated as non-histone chromosomal protein HMG-14A. The record is from RefSeq and is a predicted model, not a curated record. Gene Ontology annotation, cellular component: chromatin; nucleus. Gene Ontology annotation, molecular function: nucleosomal DNA binding. NCBI's taxonomy places the organism in Eukaryota, Metazoa, Chordata, Actinopteri, Salmoniformes, Salmonidae. Gene Ontology annotation, biological process: chromatin organization.
AUUGAAACCWCAAGCAGCCAUGCUUUGCAGUUCCAAUCCCAUCCAUCUCGAACACAGCGAAACAAAACGGAUGCCUUUUGACAGAGCGUGUAAAUCUGCAUUGAGGGGGGUAUAGUUUUUACUUAAUUUUUCAUUUUUUUCCCUCGAUAAUUUCAUUUUAAGACCGUCGCAAAUGUUAAUUAUUUGAAUGAUUUCUUUGUUCAUCGCGUUAAAUGGGUGCUAUUGCCCCUUAUCACCAGAUGGCGGAAUACAAUUGAUUCUUCCCCUCCCCCUUAUACAUUUGGCGAAAACCGAUGAAGACUAAUGUCCCACUGAAAAAAGUAAUGGUGCAACUGCUUCUGCUACUCAACGCAUAGAAUUUGAAGCGCUUGUCUAGAAUGAGUAGAGGCUGUCUGUAUGGGCAAAGUGUAGGCUAUUGCCUAUGUUUGCAAGGGGCUAAGGAGCUGAUGGCGAUGUCAAGGAGGAGCCUUCAAGGAGAUCUGCACGGUUGUCAUCGAAACCAGUACCUUCAAAACCAUCAUCAAAUCCAAAAAAGCCAGCUAAGAAAGAAAAAGAAGCAAACAACAAGAAGAAGGCAAAGGCAGCAGCGGUCAAGGAGCCUAAAGAGGAGACCCAGACUGAAAAUGGCGAGAUCAAGACAGAUGAAGUAGAGACUCCAGAAGAGAAGACUGAGUAGCACUGCUCCCGUCCAUCCAAUCCCCUCCCUUGUAUGGCCCCCAAGUCUCAUAUGUUAUCCCUAAAACCUCCAUUACCUUAACAGAGGAAUAUUUUUAUCAACAAUUUUGUAAUUAUUGGUACAGGGUUUUAGCUAAAAAAAAACAGCUAAAUAUGGAGGAUUGUUCUGUUGUGCAGUGGUCAUAAAGGGUUUUUAAGCAAACAUAAUUACGGUUUUGUUUUUUAUUAGUGUUGGGACUUUUAAAAAUAAUACUGGAUGGCAGACUAAUUGCAGGUGGUAUAGUGUCACAUUGUAGGUUCGCCAACUCAGAACAUUUCACUUUUGUAGGUGGUUGUAUUUUUACCCUUUAUGUACAGUGGUUUUUCUUUGGGAGGGGUUUACUUAUUUUCAACUUGAUUGUAAGCAAUUUUGGAAACAUUUUAAACAUUCCAGGCUUAAAGGACAAUUUCACAAUUUUUCAACUUCAUAUUCAUAACCUCGAGGACCACCGCAACAACAUGUGAAAAUUGCUAGUUUGUUUUGUAAAAAAAAAAAAAAAAAAAGGAAUAUUUUCAAUGACACCAUUGGUGUGCAUGGUGUGAUUUUAACAAAUUAGUUGCCAUUAGCUACUAAUUUUGGACACUUCCUCAGUUUUUUUUUUACCACAAAACAUAGAAAUGCCACAUUUUCAGAUAUGUUGAUGUUGUGCUGGAGAUUAAGCAGAACAUUUUUUAAAUUUCCCUAAUGUGGGCAUACCUGCUUUUGAAAUAAUCUUGCUCUGAAUUAUUUUGACACAAAUUAUUUUAACGGAGGAAGAGGCUUGUUGGAAGUUGAUUAACCUUUUUGAAACAAAUGUUGGAAUUUUAACACUGAAAAUUCAUCUAUUGAAAUAUGCAGCUGUGUUCCCACUGAAGUUCUGGAUAUUUAAUUGGAAUUUAAUAAAAUAGUAAUUGGAAUUUCUCA